GACAAACACUAGUCCCUCUCUCGGAAAUGUUUUUAGUUGUUAAAUUUUGGGUUCAAAAUUUGAAUAGAAACACCAAUGCUCUGAACCAUAUCUUUCCCAAAUGACCUCACAGCACAGAUAGAUCUUUUGUGCAAGGUGUGUCGUUAACCGGCGUGCACAGCUCUCCAACCAACAGUCAAUUAGCGCCCUCUAUAGUAAAACAUGCUAUCUCGCAAGUAAGUGGCGGCGCUGUUAUGAUCGACCCUUGUGCGCGGGCCAUUGGGAAAACCCCUAUUGGUGAUUUGUAGCAGUCAUCAGCACUGGAUUUGAAGACUUGGGCUUUUGUGGGCGUGGCAGGGACCGUACUUCUCUAUCAGCUGAUUGCGGUGGUUUGGCAGCCAAAGAUGGAGGAAUCUUCUCAGCAGAGCUUGAUGGAGGCUGAGUCCCAACAAAUCCCAGUGGACUCUCAGCAAAUCCCAGCAGACUCCCAGCAAAUCCCAGCAGACUCUCAGCAAAUCCCAGCGGACUCUCAGCAAAUCCCAGCAGACUCUCAGCAAAUCCCAGCGGACUCUCAGCAAAUCCCAGCAGACUCUCAGCAAAUCCCAGCGGACUCUCAGCAAAUCUCAUCAGACUCCCAGAUGUCUGUGGAGCAAGAUUUCCCAGAGUCCCAGUCCCAAAUGGAGAUGUCCCAGCAAUCUCAGGCCGAGGAGUCCCAGCCUGAUCGCACUACCACUGUCCCCAAACUGCCAAAGCUUCACCGUGGCAGUGACGCCGACGCUGCCACCGACAGCUCAGCAUCAGCGGCAACGGCGAGAGCAGAGCAGCCCGAGGAACCAGACGAUGAUGUGCACCAGAACGGGGAGGGGAGAGGCCCAGGAGAUACAUGCACAAAAGAGGAGACGGAGAAGUUGGCGGAGAGUGAAGCACCCACAGAGGGGGACGAGAGGAAGAUUGAGGAGCAGUGGCAUGUGUUUCCAGACACCCUGGAAGGAUUCAAGUAUUUCUUCAAUGAUUAUGGUCAGUUGAGACACACAGACACAGGCGAACCCUUCGUGUUUGAAGUUAGGAAAGGAGACAUGCAGUACAAUCAAAGACACUACGAGGCCCUCGGGGAAGUCAUCACGGAGCACGUCUAUGGACUUCUGGAGUCGGAGGCAAACCUCAAGAGAGUUUAUCUUGGUGACGCCGAAAGCGAGCCCCGGGGGUUUGUGUUCAUGAGCGAGAAUGCCCGGACGACGACGGACAAACUGUUGAUUCUGAUUCACGGCAGCGGGGUGGUCAGAGCAGGCCAGUGGGCCAGGCGACUCAUCAUCAACGACUGCCUAGACAGCGGCACGCAGUUACCCUACAUCAGGCGGGCAAUGCAGAAAGGCUACGAGGUUUUGUUGAUGAACACUAACGAGAACUUUGCGACGCUCAGUGAUGGACGCAGAGUAUCGAUUAAGGGCAGCUCUAGUCCCAGGGAGCACGGCUUGAAUGUGUGGGACAGUUUUGUUGCCGAUACCCCGGCUAAGCAUGUCGCCAUAGUCGCCCACAGCUACGGAGGGGUUGUAACCAUCGAUUUAGCUGCUCACAGGACGGAGAGUUUCAGGAGGAAGGUUUUCGCUGUGGCGUUCACGGAUUCUGUCCACUCUCUUCACUAUGGCAUAGAUGAUGAUCUCUUCAACUGGUUUACCAAGAACACAGUCAAUUGGGUGUCGUCUCGUGAAGAAGUUGGGACUGUGAUUGACGAUAGAGGUUAUGACUGCCCGAGAGUAUCAGCAGGCACAUUGAGGCACGAGGAAACCUCCUGGUACAGCUACGACUCCAUCUUUGAAUUUCUGAGCAGCAAAGAGCAGGAGCUGAAGAAUUUUGUGGGAGAGAGCUCUGUUGCACGUGACGCAUCUGACGCAGCAGGCGAAGACGCCAGAAAAUCCGAGGACACUCCAGGAAGGGAGGACGGAGACAUUGAGGACACGCUGGGGUCCCAGGAGACUGAACCACAGCAAGCCCAGCAUCAGGAGAAUGGCGGGCAGGAGACGGAAAUUGGAGGACGCGAGACCGAGUUAUGAUGCGCUUGUCAGGACAUGAGACAGAGUUGGUUUGCAUGUGAGGGCACACAGUGGGUAAUGGGGACCUUGCCUGACAACUGUUUACAAGGAUUUGAACCAUUCUUGUGACACUGUCAGGUGGGCAGGAGACAUUCAGCGACAUUUAUGGGAAAUAAAAAAUGUUCCUGUGCCACGUUUUUCUUUUCUUCUUUACAACUUCCUUCUGACAUGAAUUUUAAUCACUGUGUGAUCAAAAUGAGGUUUUCCUAAAACUGGAAGGGGCCUGCCGAGACUGAUUUGCAAUCAGCACGUGGAGCAAGCAGGCUGCCUUUUUUUGCUGAAGAUUUUAAAUACAAGAAAUUGAUGGUGGUGGCUAUCUUAGAAAGAAUAUUGGAUGUGCACCACAUGUUCAGUGAUGGGGAAUAUAUUACUUGUAUCUUGCCUAAAGGAGAAGGGGACGCAUUUCAUGGGUGUCUGUUAUGACAGACUGGACAUGACAUAGUGCCUAUCAUCAAUUAUCUGAACUACAAGUAUUUAUAUAAAAAGCUGUAUGACGGCUAUAAGUAGAUGGAAGUUACUCGUACGCAAAUGCAUUAAAAAAUACCUACAAGUGGACAUGAUCGUUGAUGUUCGACAAACGUGGUGUCACAGUGAUACAGGCAGUUUUUUUGAAUUAGAGCUUGAAGUUAUGUGCCUAGAAUGUUGUAUUUCAGAGAGCAAGUCAUGCAGCCUCGUUGUUGCAUACACGUAUUUUGCACGUUAUAUUUCUAAUGAUGGCAUAAAAGCUGGUCCAGAAUUCAACGGCGAAGUGAAUUUGAUGUCCCAAAACGUUCCCAGGGAAAUGCAGUACAGUCACACUGUGGUCAACUUUCGCAUAUUGGCAGCGUGAAUGUUAUCAGACAGCACAAAAUCACAUUUGUGUUCAAUUCCAUGCCGAAGUGGCCUUUUAACUCAUUGGGUUUAUCGCUCUAAGCCCUCAAGUUGGAUGUGGUCACUCCAGGAUUUUUAUUAAACAAAAAGCCUAAAUGUCUUGAUGGACAAGCAAAUGAAAAAAACGUGAACAACUGGAAUUGCAAAUGUCAACCUUUGUUUUGUUUGCUAAUUCCAACGGUAAUUUCUGUGAAGAAGUAGAUAAUACUUAAGCACUGCUUGCCUCAUGUUGUUUAAUCACGCAUUUCACGCAAAAUGACUACAAGUUUAGUUGACAGCUAUGACCUCUUUGAACAUUUUUGAGCAUGGCUGCUCGUCUAUGUAACAGGUACUUGGAUCAUGUUACACCAUAGGGCAGACAUUUUGCUCGUCUUUAAAUGGUGUACGAUUAAAUCUAUUCAGACAGAUUUUUGUAAACAAAAUAGAAUAGUGCACAGGACUCCUCAGUAUCAGAUUAGUUGCAAGAAUGGUAGGAAAAAAUAAACGGUUGCUUCAAAAGUGGUUAAAUACUGAA
Acanthaster planci (crown-of-thorns starfish) is the source of this 3453-nucleotide messenger RNA. RefSeq names its product family with sequence similarity 172 member A (gene fam172a). Gene Ontology annotation, biological process: regulatory ncRNA-mediated heterochromatin formation. Gene Ontology annotation, cellular component: nucleus. Lineage: Eukaryota; Metazoa; Echinodermata; Asteroidea; Valvatida; Acanthasteridae. The record is from RefSeq and is a predicted model, not a curated record. Gene Ontology annotation, molecular function: siRNA binding.